Messenger RNA from Papaver somniferum (opium poppy), 1191 nucleotides. RefSeq names its product GDSL esterase/lipase At2g31540-like. Lineage: Eukaryota; Viridiplantae; Streptophyta; Magnoliopsida; Ranunculales; Papaveraceae. Gene Ontology annotation, molecular function: hydrolase activity, acting on ester bonds. The record is from RefSeq and is a predicted model, not a curated record. The coding region runs from base 18 to 1037 and encodes 339 amino acids. The transcript has 3 exons.
UGAUCUUCUUCAGCUUAAUGCUGCUAGUAAGUUCAAGUACUUGUCAUGACUCAAAGGAGCCUACCUUCCCUGCAAUUCUAGUCUUUGGUGAUUCGACUGUUGAUCCCGGCAAUAACAACUUCAUCCUGACAACAUUCAGGAGCAACCACUAUCCAUAUGGUCGAGACUUUCCCAGCGGUACUUCCACGGGACGGUUCUCAAAUGGAAAGUUGGUUCCAGACAUGUUAGCAUCGUUGUUUGGUAUCAAAGAGUUUAUUCCACCUUAUUUAGAUCCUAGUUUGUCUGACGAUGAUUUACGUACUGGAGUCAGUUUUGCGUCUGCUGGAUCAGGUUUCGACGAAUUAACAACUGCAUUGUCAGGGGUUAUUCCAGUUGCGGUGCAAGUGACAUAUUUUAAGGAGUAUAUACAGAGACUCAAAAUGGCGGUAGGAGAAGAAGAGGCCAACAAAAUAAUCAGUGGUGCAUUUGUUAUGAUUUCUGCAGGAUCUAAUGACAUUAUUUUCAACUUUUACGAUACACCGGCUAGACGGAUUGAAUUUAACAUCUCUGGGUAUCAUGAUUUUCUCAUAGAGAAGCAAAGAAGUUUAGUUAAGCAACUCUACGAUCUUGGAUGUCGUACAUUUGCAUUAUUUGGCUUGGCUCCACUGGGAUGUGUACCAAUCCAAAUAACUGCAAAAGGUUCCCAUGAUAGAAAAUGCCUCGAAAAUGAGAAUGCAGAAACUCAAUUGUACAAUGCAAAACUCAAGAACUUGACCCGAAAACUACCAGAAAUGCUUCCUGGUAGCCACAUUUCAUUCCUAAAUACUUACGAUGCAGUGUUAGAUAUGGUCAAGAAUCCACAAAAAUACGGUUUUGUAGAAACAAAUAGAGGAUGUUGUGGAACUGGUUUUCUGGAAAUGGGACCUUUCUGUAAUGCUUUUACUCCGGUUUGUUCAAACCCUUCCGAGUAUUUGUUCUGGGACGGCAUUCAUCCAUCGGAAGCAACUUAUAGAUUGGCUGCCAACACUAUUCACGAACAGCUAACCACACCCAAAUAAAGAAGCACUAGAGGGUGCUUGUACUGCUGUCAGUAACGUUCUCACUGAUUGCUUACUCAAGUUAAAAGAGCUUACAAGUGAAGGAUCAUCAAUCAACAACAUUUACAUAACUUUAGCAACGUUGUCUUUAAAAUUCUGUCGCUUAACAUAGUCA